AUGAGAUUCACAGAAAUAAUUUCCAGCUUGUGUUUUGUGGGGCCUAAGACCAGCUGGGCCAAGUGCGCCCCAGACAAAGGACAGCCACAGAAUAAUCAGCUACAUCAGAGACACAAGAUUUGUGUUUGGGAACAUCCUCUCCUCACCAGGGUAACCAACUCCCAGAAUACGCUCAUACAGGGGAUUUCUCCUUCUCUCGUCCUGCCUCCCUCUUCAGCAUCUUGCUCAAGCCCUGCAGUUUCAAGGUUUGCUGCUGUCUCAUCUAUGAGAGGAUCAGAGCUUCCCUCUAAGGGGAUGGACCCCCAGACAGAGAGACCCAAGAAAAUGAAUACAGAACAUCUAAUUGCUGACAGGCAGGAAGGAAUUGGUGUCUGUGGCUGGAUCCUGGUUUCACUUUCAUUCCUCCUGGUGCUUAUUACCUUUCCUAUUUCCAUCUGGGCAUGUAUCAAGGUUGUCAGAGAAUAUGAACGUGCUGUUGUAUUUCGUCUGGGACGUAUCCUGUCUAAGAAAGCAAAGGGACCAGGAAUGAUCCUUGUACUUCCAUGUACAGAUACAUUUAUCAAGGUUGAUCUGAGGACGGUUGCCUGUAAGAUUCCUCCACAAGAGAUUCUCACGAGGGAUGCUGUUACUGCCCAGGUGGAUGGGGUGGUGCACUACAGGAUCCACAGCGCUGUCAGUGCUGUUGCCAACGUCGCUGAUGUCCACUCUGCCACCUUGCUUCUGGCACAGACAGCCCUGAGAAACGUUCUGGGUACACAGAGCUUGGCUCAGCUGCUGGCAGGUCGUGAGGAGAUUGCACACAGUAUCCAGGCUACCCUUGACAGUGCCACGGAGCAGUGGGGAGUCAAAGUGGCUCGUGUGGAGAUCAAAGACAUCCGGAUCCCCAUGGCCAUGCAGAGGGCAAUGGCAGCUGAAGCAGAGGCUGCUCAAGAGAAAAAAGCUAAGGUUGUGGCAGCUGAAGGAGAAAUGAAUGCUUCCAAAGCUCUCCAGAGGGCCUCCAUGGUGCUGUCUGAGUCUGCAGCAGGUCUGCCACUGCGUUACCUGAAAACAUUAACAGCUGUGGCAGCACAGAAUAAUUCCACCAUUGUCUUCCCUCUCCCGAUGAAUAUGUUUGGGAGUUUGGGGCAGAAACGUACAGGGAGAUAG
Camarhynchus parvulus is the source of this 1146-nucleotide messenger RNA. It is a transcript of the gene STOML3, whose product is annotated as stomatin like 3. The record is from RefSeq and is a predicted model, not a curated record. NCBI's taxonomy places the organism in Eukaryota, Metazoa, Chordata, Aves, Passeriformes, Thraupidae. Gene Ontology annotation, cellular component: plasma membrane.